AGAGUAGCAGAUCGACUAUAUGGUGUGUAUAAAGUACAUGGGAAUUACGGGCGAGUUUUCAGUGAGUGGAGUGCCAUAGAAAAAGAAAUGGGUGAUGGACUGCAGAGUGCUGGUCAUCAUAUGGAUGUAUAUGCAUCUUCUAUUGAUGAUAUUUUGGAAGAUGAAGAACAUUAUGCGGAUCAGUUAAAGGAGUAUCUUUUUUAUGCAGAAGCAUUGCGGGCUGUGUGCAGGAAACAUGAACUUAUGCAGUAUGACUUAGAGAUGGCUGCUCAGGACCUAGCAUCCAAGAAGCAGCAGUGUGAGGAACUGGCAACUGGGGGUGAGCUAUUUUCCAUUUGGGUCUGUGGUAUUAUUAUAACGAACCUUAAAACAUUUUCUUUGAAGGGAGUGACUACCCAGCUCUUCGGUCAAGAAACUCCAGAGCAGAGAGAAGCCAGAAUAAAGAUGCUAGAAGAACAAAUAAAGGAAGGAGAACAACAACUUAAGUCUAAAAAUCUGGAAGGCAGAGAGUUUGUCAAAAAUGCUUGGGCUGAUAUUGAACGCUUCAAAGAACAAAAGAACCAUGAUUUAAAGGAGGCCCUCAUCAGCUACGCAGUCAUGCAGAUCAGUAUGUGCAAAAAGGGAAUUCAAGUUUGGACCAAUGCUAAGGAAUGCUUUAGCAAGAUGUAA
Molecule: messenger RNA, 669 nt
Organism: Rangifer tarandus platyrhynchus (Svalbard reindeer)
Lineage: Eukaryota; Metazoa; Chordata; Mammalia; Artiodactyla; Cervidae
Source: the annotation of a GenBank genome assembly